AUGCCAAGUAAAUCAAAAGGUGUUUGUUACUGCACUAAGCAUAUAUUCGGCAAAGUGGUUAUUGUAACUGGCGGUAAUUCUGGAAUUGGCUAUGAAACAGCCAAAGACUUGGCCUACAGAGGUGGACGUAUCAUCAUAGCAUGCAAAAACGAAGAACAUGGAAUAGCAGCGAGAGACAAAAUAAUUGCAGAAACAGGCAAUAGAAACGUACACUUUCGGAAACUAAACCUAGCCUCACUAAAAUCGGUGAGGCAAUUCGCUGAGGAUAUUCUUAAAAACAAGAAAAGGAUUGAUAUAUUGAUCAACAAUGCAGGUAUAUAUAGCAGCAAAAAUGUGAAAACUGAAGAUGGCUUGCUAGAAGGAAUGCAAGUUAAUCAUUUUGGACCCUUUCUUUUAACCUGCUUGUUGUUGCCAAUACUAAAAAUGUCAGCACCUAGUCGCAUUAUAAAUGUCUCAUCAGUAGUUUACAAAAAAGGAAAGAUUGAUUUCAACAAUCUGAAUAUGGAGAAAGAAACAGAGUCAUCGUUCAAGGGAUAUCAGGUGUACUACAAUUCUAAAUUGUGCAAUAUACUUAUGAUCACUGAAUUGUCUCGAAGAUUGGAAGGUACCGGCGUGACAGCCAAUUCUCUACAUCCUGGCAUCGUGAAUACUAAUAUUUUUAAAGGUGUCGAUGAUAGGUUUACAAAAAUUGUGAUUUCAAUGUUCAAAUGCCAUUUUAAAACUCCAUGGGAGGGAGCACAAACUACCAUUUACUUGGCUGUGUCACCAGAAGUGGCAAGCGUAAGUGGUAAAUACUUCGUUGAUUGUCAUCAGGAAGUCUCCUCCAAAACAUCCCGAGACCCAGAACUAGCUCGUAAGCUUUGGGAAGUUUCAGAGAAGUUAGUGUGUUUAAAUAAAUUGAUGAAUGACAAUAUUCAAACAAAAAGUAAAUGUAAAGUGAAUACUGAAAAACUUAUUGUUUGA
Molecule: messenger RNA, 963 nt
Organism: Galleria mellonella (greater wax moth)
Lineage: Eukaryota; Metazoa; Arthropoda; Insecta; Lepidoptera; Pyralidae
Product: retinol dehydrogenase 14-like
Exons: 1
Coding region: 1-963 (320 amino acids)
Source: RefSeq, a predicted model, not a curated record